AUGGGAGAGCGCAAGAAGAUUAUCAUCGAUACUGAUCCUGGAAUCGAUGAUGCAAUGGCGAUAUUUGUGGCGUUAAACUCACCAGAAGUUGAUGUGAUUGGCCUCACUACUAUCUAUGGAAACGUCUACACUACUCUCGCCACUCGCAACGCCUUGCAUUUGUUGGAGAUUGCUGGUAGGACAGACAUUCCUGUAGCUGAAGGAACACAUAAAACUAUCCUUAAUGGUACAAAACUUCGAAUUGCUGACUUUGUUCAUGGAGAAGAUGGGCUUGGCAACCAAAAUUUCCCUCCGCCUAAGGGAAAGCCAAUUGAGAAAUCUGGACCUGAGUUCUUGGUUGAACAAGCAAAGCUUUUCCCUGGCGAAAUCACUGUUGUUGCUUUGGGACCAUUAACAAAUAUCGCACUGGCUGUUCAGCUUGAUCCUGAGUUUUCGAAAAAUGUGGGACAAAUUGUACUUCUUGGUGGAGCGUUUGCAGUAAACGGAAAUGUAAAUCCAGCUUCGGAAGCUAAUAUUUUUGGCGAUCCAGAAGCUGCAGAUAUUGUGUUUACAUGUGGGGCCGAUAUAAUUGCUGUGGGAAUCAACGUGACUCAUCAAGUUAUCAUGACAGCUGAUGAUAGGGACAAACUGGCAUUGUCAAAGGGAAAAUUAGCUCAAUACCUCUGUAAAAUCCUUGGUGUGUACUAUUCUUAUCAUCUUGAUGCUUAUGAGAUCAAAGGUGUUUAUCUUCAUGAUCCUACAACGAUCCUUGCGGCUUUCCUUCCUUCUCUGUUCACUUACACUGAAGGAGUUGUUAGAGUCCAGACAAACGGCAUCACUAAAGGACUUACUUUACUGUACAACAAUCGUAAGAGGUUUGAGGAAGUGACCGAGUGGUCAGACAAACCAUCGGUCAAAGUGGCUGUGACGGUUGAUGCUCCUGCGGUCUUGAAGCUCAUAAUGGAUAGGCUUAUGGAGUCUUGA
Messenger RNA from Microthlaspi erraticum, 963 nucleotides. The record is from the annotation of a GenBank genome assembly. NCBI's taxonomy places the organism in Eukaryota, Viridiplantae, Streptophyta, Magnoliopsida, Brassicales, Brassicaceae.